AUGGUAUAUGGUUUCCCGGGAAGUUUCUGGAUCUAUGAUAUACGAUUAUUGGGAGAGAACUUAGUAAAGAAACACACCCGAUAUAGCAAGAAUGGUUUUGUGCCUCCACAUAACUAUGCCUCUUGUAGGGUUUGUUCUAGGAACUCUGAAGGAUGCCUAACUGUUGUAAUGGAUCUCCAGGCUCAAAUGGACCAAGGUUACAUUGAAGCCUACCGAGACAGAGAUUAUAAUCAAGUCAAUAUGGUCAAUACUGACAACGAAGUGAAUGUCAUAGUUCCUCAGUUCAACGACUCUGAGCCUAUACAGAUUACUUAUGACAGUCGAAAGACUUCUGUGACUCCUCUAGUCAUUAACUUACCGGGCCCAGUUCCCUACCUAUCUGAUAAAGUUGUUCCUUACAAGUACAAUGCUACAAUGACUGAGAAUGGAAAGGAUGUUCCUCUACCCUCCAUUAUUAACAUCGCUGAUGUAAGCAGAGUCACAAGGAGUGGGCAUAUAUUUACAAAAAGGACUGAGGAUGUCGCAGCAGGAAAGCAUGCUCAUGUUGAGAUCCCUUUUGAAUCGGUUGGCCAAUCUGAUAACAUGAAUCCGAAAAGUGAUGAUGAUGAGGCUCACCGUGAAGCUUUGCAGAAAGUCUUAGAACAAGAUUAUGUAGACUAUGAUGUGACGGUUGGACAAUUUGAUGGUAUCGUCGCUAACAUCACGGCCUGCAACAACUUGAGUUUCAGCUCGUCUCUCAAUGUCAUGCCGAAGUCGACACUUUCCAAACUUUCUUUUCAAGGUGCUCCUAUGAGGAGUAGCGGGAUUAUUGUCAAAGCUUUUGAUGGUUCCAGAAAAACAGUCAUUGGAGAAGUUAACCUUCCUAUGACCAUCGGACCUCAUACUUCCCAGAUGACAUUCCAGGUGAUGGACAUAGAAGCUGCGUAUAGCUGUUUAUUGGGUCAGCCUUGGAUCCAUGAAGCUGGGGUAGUCACUUCCACUCUGCAUCAGAAGCUUAAAUUUGUGAAGAAUGGGAAGCUAGUGAUAGUCUGUGGGGAGAAAAUGUUGGUUGUGAGUCACUUAUCAUCUUUCUCUUAUCUUGAACCUGAAGAAGUUGUUGGAACUCAAUUCCAAGCCCUUUCUUUGAUUGACAAAGAUGUCAAGAGAGGAGUAUCCAUCUCUUCAUUCAAGGAUGCACAAUGGCUAGUAAAUGAUGGUAUAACCGAUGGUUGGGGAAGAGUUUUGGAUCUCCUAGAGAAAAAAACAUCGAGAGGGUUUAGGAUUUUCUCCUACUUCCAAGAAGAUUGCAGAAGGAAGUAG
Molecule: messenger RNA, 1299 nt
Organism: Lathyrus oleraceus (garden pea)
Lineage: Eukaryota; Viridiplantae; Streptophyta; Magnoliopsida; Fabales; Fabaceae
Exons: 3
Coding region: 1-1299 (432 amino acids)
Source: RefSeq, a predicted model, not a curated record